Molecule: messenger RNA, 5999 nt
Organism: Anneissia japonica
Lineage: Eukaryota; Metazoa; Echinodermata; Crinoidea; Comatulida; Comatulidae
Exons: 13
Coding region: 1-3723 (1240 amino acids)
Biological process (GO): regulation of transcription by RNA polymerase II
Cellular component (GO): nucleus; aryl hydrocarbon receptor complex
Molecular function (GO): protein binding; nuclear receptor activity; transcription cis-regulatory region binding
Source: RefSeq, a predicted model, not a curated record
AUGAGUGACAUAUUUUUUAUAAACGUAAUUUGUAUCUUCACAGCUAUCCGUAAUAAUCAGACGUUGUCAGAAUUGACUGACAUCUCAUUACCGGCCAUCUCGGCCCCUCCAGUGCCCCAUCCAGCUGCUAAUCACUCGCAGUCCAAUCACAAUCAAUAUGAGAAUCAAUGCAAGCAGGAAGGUGCGGACAAGGACUGGACUGAGCAUAUAUCCACCGAAGAAGGACAAAUGUUGAUUGAGGCUCUGAAUGGUUUUGUCAUUGUGGUGCAACAAGAUGGUCAGAUUUUCUAUGUCUCAACAACAAUCCGAGAAUAUCUUGGAUUUCAAGAGGCUGACGUCAUGCAUCAGUGCGUGUAUGAGUUGAUCCACAAAGAUGAUCGGUUGGCAUUUCAACAGCAGAUGAGCGUGGAUCCCAUCGACGAAGAGUCCGAAGGCAUGAGUCAAGAAUUACAGCCAGCCACUCAAAACCACGAUUUCGGUGAUAAUAUCGUACGGUCCUUUGAAUGUCGUUUCCGAUGCCUGUUGGAUGAGUCAUCUGGGUUUCUGAAACUCAAGUUUUCGGGGAAACUGCGGCCACUACACGGUCAGCGGGUACGCGGAAAAGACGGCAUUCCCAUCGACAAAGACCCACCGGAACUGGCUCUGUUUGCACUUGCCUGCCCCGUCGAACAGUAUUCCAUUGUGGAAAUACAUAUUCGAAAUACAAUAUUUCGUACAAAACAUGAUUUGUCUUUUAAGCCAUUGGCUGCUGACAAGAUGGGUGUUGAGGUUUUAGGUUACAGUGAAAUGGAACUUAUCCAGUUACCGGGAUACCAUUACAUACACUAUGAGGACUUGAUUUACUUGUCAGAUAUACAUAGCAACUUACUCCGCAAAGGUGAAACAGGCUACUGUUACUUCCGGCUGUAUCGAAAGACUGGCAAAUGGAUGUGGGUGCAAGUAAAACCCAGAGUAAUUUACAAGAAUGACCAACCAGAUUACUUGGUGUCCACUCACAGACCAAUGAGUGAUCAAGAAGGAGAACAACAUCACAAGCAAAGGGAAAAUCCCUUCAAGUUUCCCUUCAAGAACAUCCAGUCACCUCUGUAUGAUAUGAAUAACCCAUACCCACCAAUGCCUAGAGAAAUCAUCGAGUAUAUCAAAAGUGGAUUUAAGCCACAGUUUGGGAAGGAAGGUGGACCUCCCAUAGAUUUUGGUGCGAUGGGACCACCGCCGAAGGGUGCGGGGCCACCCAAUGCUGCCAAGCAGCCCCUGAAUGGUGGUAUGCAGCCGCGAAAUGGACUUGGCUCAAGACCGCCAAAGAGUAUGAUGCCAGAGUCAGUUAUGCGUCCUGGAAUGACUGCUAACCGAGUUGAUACAAUAAAGUCAUUUGUGGGUCCAGAUGGAGUGCAAAACACUAUCAUGCAGACACAGAUAACAAGAUGUGCUAAUCAGAUACAAAAAUUAAAAAUCCCCGAUCAGUUUAAUGUUGAGUAUACCCGCUCUGAUAUGAUGCAUGCUGCACCUAUGAUCACUGACUUGACUCCUUGCCAACAAAUGGGAGCUGAUCCGGUGGGGAUCACUGGAAGUUCUGAGGUUGUGUUUGGCCAAGACACUAUCCCGACGUUUAACGAAACUAUAAUGCCUCUCGAAAGGCUAACAGAAAUUCCAACUCAGGAGCCUCUCUCAUGCCAAGUGGAUCAAAGUUGCCAAUUUUCAAAUGCUGAUGUGCCUAAAACUAGUACUACGGUUUCAUGUAUGCAGGGUCCCAAUCAAAGUUUUGUUUCAAAAGAUAUGAUGAUGUUUCAAACGGCGAUGGAAACUGGAAGUAUGAACCAAAAGAAUCAUUUGUCCUUCCCAAAUAACAGUUUAUCAAAUAAUGUGAACUUUGAACAAUGUCCAAUGGUUGAGAACUCUUUACAGCAUCCAGGUGAGUCAAACUUGCUUCCAGGUGUCAAUUGUGUUCAGAAGACUGGAGUAGCAACUACAUCAAAGCUGCACGAUAUGCUCACGAAACCGACGCACAACGUCCAUCACCACUCUAAUCUGCUAAGCGGUACAAGUGAUAUGAAACGUGAACGAACACAUACAGUUGAAUAUUUGCCAAAUGGUUCACAGUUGGCUACUCCUGCUCAACAAGCAAUUCCCUCAUCUCUACACAACAUUCAAACAAACCAGUUAACAGAACAAGGAAGAUUAAUGCAAUCUGCACAAUACCAUGGAAUUCCUCCUGUAGUUCCUAUGAACAAUCAACAGGUCUUUGGGACAGUUGGAGAAAAUAGUGGUUUUUUCCAACCAAAGAAUGGAGUUUCAGCUAUGGAAAACCAAAUGACAAUGAUUUGUGGAGGUCAAAACAUGACAAAUGUUGGGAACCAAAGCAGAAUGAAUGUCGGAAACCAAUAUGGAAUAGCUCCUGGAAGUCAUGAACUAAACAGUUGUGGAAUUAAUCAGAUUCCUAAUAACAAUCAAUUUGUAAAUGGUAUGGGAAUUAUGGGUAAUGAAAACCAAAGAAAUAUGCGGGAGUUGAAUUCUGGGUAUCAGCACAUGAUGAAUGAUGGAAAUCCAGGAAUGAUGAUCAAUGGUGGAAAUCAAGGAAUGAUGAUGACAGGAAAUCAGAGAAUGAUUAAUCAUGGUACUGGGAUUGUACAGAACCAAAGAAUGGUACCCACAAGAAAUAUGAUUGGGACUCAACAAGGAAUGAUGAAUGCUAGGGAUCAACAAAGUCAUGACUUCGGAAACCACCAAGGAUUGAUAAAUGCCAGGUCUCAAGGAAUGUUAGGCACUGGGAAUCAACAUGGAAUGAUGAAUGUCAUGAACCAGGGAAUUGCAGACACUGGAAGUCAUCAAGGCAUUGUGAAUGCCAGGAAUCAAGGGAUUUCAAAUAUGGGUGAUCAUCAAGAAAUGAUGAUUUCCAGUACUCAAGGAAUUCCAGCCACUGCUAAUUAUCAAAGAAUAAUUAAUGCCAGGAAUCAUGGAAUUACAAACACUGGAAGUCAUCCAGGCAUGAUGAGUGCCAGUAAUCAAGGAAUUCCAAACUCUGAGAAUCAUCAUCCAGGCUUAAUGAAUGCCUGUAAUCAAGGAAUUCUGGGCACUGCAAAUCAAAUGGGCAUGGUAAAUGCUAGGAAUCAAGGAAUUCCAAAUCCAGAAAACCGAAGUAUUCCAAAUGUUGCGUAUCAAGGAAUGGGAAAUAUUGCGAAUCAAAGUUUGAUGUAUUCUGACAACCAGGUAAUGGGAGGAACAUAUCCUGCCAGAAGUCAGCAAGAAAUUCUGGAAAUGCUGUCAUUGUCUGGUAACAAUAUUGAGCACAAGGGAAAUAACUUACCAACAGUAAUGGCUAGGAACGUAAAGGAUGGACAGAAUCAACAAGUUUUCCUUGGAAAUGAACAAAUGACUGCAAAAGAUGCGAUGAUGUACAGCAUGAUUCAAAAACAACUCCAAACACCUAAUAAUCAAGGAAUGGAUGGUAAUGGCUACAUCAACCAAGGAAUGAUGUAUUGUGAAAAUGAUAUGCAAGCCAAUGCUUUGAACCAAGAAAUGGAGGCGAGAAAUACGAGAGUGCCUGGGGAAGCAAUGCAUAGGCAUUCAACUGAUUCAGGGAGCACCGGUUACGAAUCCUCUCAACUUAGCAGUGUAUUUGAUGAUUAUUGCAGUUCUACAGGAAUGCAGUUGACACCAAAUUCUGUCUUUUCUUCACCAUCUGGGAAGAGUGGCUCACCUGGUGACUCCUGCGAACUGUUGUACUAGUGCUGAACAUUGUGGCGAAAUCUGUAGAAUAACUGCAUCAAGGUCUUUUGAAGGAAUUCAACAAGUCUUUGAUAAACUCUGGUUUUCAGAGUCGUUGUCUCGUUGUUUUGUACCUGUGGAUUACUUCAUGUGAUGAUUGUGACAUCAUUGAUCGGAUCCCUUUUGGAUCAAUGCUGCAUUAUUAAUGUGUCCUGUUAGCAAGUGAAGGAGACAUUUUGCCUUUCAUUCAUUGGCUGUGUGAAGGAGUUUUCAGAUGAUCUUGCUACUGAUUUAUAAAAUCAGCGAUGUUGUUUGUUGCCAAGAAGCAUGAGAAUUAAGAAAUAUAUACAGAUUUUGAUUAGGUGACCGCUAAAAACACUGUUUGAAAACUGAGGCUUUUCACAAGCUAGAUUCAAGCAAACAGAAGUUGUAAGAUUUUUGAAGUUCAAGUGAUGGUGGUAUAUAGCCAAGUGACAAAAAGUUUUGCGAGUCGUUAACAUUUAAAAAUGUAUUAUGUUGCAUGAUGUAUUUUUUCCUAAAUUUUCAGCGAAUUUGAAACCAAAAAUAUUUCUGCUUGUCAUGAAGGGGCCAGCUUGUUUUAUUUUUAUUUUAUUUUAUUUAUUUUCAAUCUUUCGACAAAAACAGAAAAGUUGGACAGGAGUGCCGAGGAAAAGCAAAAGUUGUGAAGGGAAGUGCUUAUGUUAUAUAAAAUGAAAUCAUUUUCCAGGUAAUAUCUUUCACUCAGUCCCUCCAUUCAGUGCGUUAUCCUUUUUGGGGGCAUGCAGAUCCUUUAGGAAGGGAAUUGUCUUGCCCCCUGUUUUUUUUUCUUUAUUUUCCUAUUAUUAUUUAUUUCAUUUACUGUACUUCACAUCACGUUUCUCAUUAACUUAAGCAUUUCAGCAGGGUAGAAUGGUUAGAAACAUUCAAGUUAAUGUAAGGAGACGGAAUAUGUUUAUAUAAUAAGAACAAUGCUGGUACCCUUUGUGGUUUUUAAAGCAAGCCUCCUUUUGGGAGAAGAUAAACCAAAUAGAUAGUUUGUUAAUCAGAAUGCCAAAGUAAAGAUGCAUGCUUAUUUGUAUAAUAUGUAUGUACAGAUGUAUAUAUAUGUUAACAGAUAGAUAAAUAAUAAUAGCAGUACUCGAAACCGUUAGACCACAGAGUUAAGUCUAUACGUAUACCUAUAGAUCUCUGUGGUGUAAUGGUAUGAUACUUCCCUGGUAACUACAGGUUGCAGGUUCAAAUCCCGCCAGAGAGGUGCUACAACUGAAAAAAGGGAACUUUCAUUGAAUGGCUAUGAUUGAUACGUUUAUAACCUCAUGUGUCUAUUUGAACAAUGUUAUUAUUAUCUAUCUAUUUGUUUAUAUAAAUAUAUAUACAUACAUUUGGUAUAUAUAAAUAUGAAAUAUGGAAGGAGUUGAACUUAUCAAGCAUUUGUUAAAUUUUAAUCAGUGGGGAAAACAAUCACAUUGUUUAAAUCCUAAGAUCACAUUGCUGAGAGAACAGUGCAUUUUAGUUUUGUGUUCAUCAAAAACAUAACUUCAUCCAUUAACGUGCCAAAUAUUGAAAAAAAAAAAAUCCAGUUACAUAUUUGUUUUGAAUUGCCAACUCAUCCCGAUUUACUAUUUUAUCAGGAAAAUGUUAAUUUUUAAAAAAUAAUUAAAAAUUGUCAAUGCUAAAUAUUAUGAAAAGUCUUUUCUUGAAUGUUUUUUUUUUUUUUAAGCAUGUCUGAUCAGCGUAAUUGUACCAAAGCAUAAAGCAAAGCUGUAUAAAACUUGGGAAUUUGCCAAACGCAGAUAUAUUAUUUUAAACAUUUAAAUCAAGCUGCAUGAAUUUGCAUAAAUUUGCAUAUUUUAUCUAAAUAGAUUGAAUGACUUUUGAAUUUAAUCAUAUAUUUUAAGAUGUAUUUGGAGCCACAGAAAGAGGUUCAAUUUGUGAUUAUGUGAAAUAAAGAGCUUUUUGAAAUUUUAAAUGAUAGAUUUUUAUAUUCUUCGUAUCAACUUUGAUGAAGCGAUGCACCUGCACUUAAGCUUCAGUGACUUUGUCGGUUGAAUGUACUGUUCUUCUGAGGGAGGGAGGGAGGGCGUAGUUUUAGAUUUAGAACAAGAGCAGUUAACAUCCAGCGGAAAAUUGUUUGAAUUCUGUUAAGCAGUGGUUGUCAUAAUAUGUAAUGUCAGUCACUUGUUGUGUCUGUAUACACUAGUGUAGAUUUAUUUUUCCUCUUUCUGUUGCAACAUAGAGGGCAGCAGACACUUAAUAUUUUGUGUAAGGCUUCACUCAAUAGAUGGCAGCAAACUCAA